This is a messenger RNA of Limanda limanda (common dab), 1130 nucleotides long. It is a transcript of the gene lrrc75bb, whose product is annotated as leucine rich repeat containing 75Bb. The record is from RefSeq and is a predicted model, not a curated record. NCBI's taxonomy places the organism in Eukaryota, Metazoa, Chordata, Actinopteri, Pleuronectiformes, Pleuronectidae. Bases 6 to 1130 code for a protein of 374 amino acids. The transcript has 4 exons.
GUGACAUGGGCUCCAGGCUCACCAGGCAGAGGAGCCUCGAUCUGGAGAGCAGGUGGUCCAAGAGGAGACGCCAGAGGAAUGACGCGCCGGGAGAGGGGGACCGGAGCGGCGGUGGGGGGGACUUCUUGUUCACCUCGCUGAUGCUCAGGUCCGACAAGCUGCCGGGGAUGAUGCGCAGGAGCAGCCGCAGCCCGUACGUCCGCCGGGUGGCGUGGAUCCGGGAGAUCCAGCGGCUGCUGCGGGAGCAGAGGAUGGAGCAGGCGACCGAAGUGCUCCGGCUGCUGCGGAAGGACCUGGGCCUCCAGGGGACGUCGCUGAAUGACAUCUUGUACAAGAACGCAGCCUUUCUCAACCUGGUGGACCCCAUUUCUCACGAGCUGCUGCUGAGUCUGGCUCGGGACCUGCAGUGUCCCAAAAGGGAGAAAGAAUCCCUCAAGUCGACCAACAAGAUCUGCCGCCAGCUGCUGUACCACCUGACCCCUCACUCCAAGUGGACGAGACAGAGCGUGCCCAGGAGGAAGUCUCAGGCGUGUCUGAAGACGACGCUGAAGAAGAAAGUGUCGGGCGAUGUGGUCAACCUGUCCGGCAUCCCUCUGUCCAGCCGGGACGUCCACCGCGUGGCCUUCUACCUGCAGAGCGGCAGCGACGCGGUGACGGCCGUGGACCUCAGCUUCACCGAGCUCCAGGACGAGAGCUUACGGCUGCUGCUGCCUCACCUCGGCGGCCUGCCCAAACUCACCAUACUGGCCGUCAAUGGCAACCGUCUGACGGUGGGCAUUCUGAAGGAGCUGACGGACACGGUCAAAGAUCCAAAGAAGUUCCCCUGCCUGGCCUGGAUCGACCUGGGCAACAAUGUGGACAUCUUCACCGUGCCGCAGCCGCUGCUCGUAGCCCUGCGGCGGCGCUUCGGCCUGCGCAGCAGCCUCCCGACCAUCUACGAGUACAAUGAGGCGCAGGCAUUCGGUCGCUACAACCCAAACAUGGAGACCUCAGUGGAGGAGCCCAGCCUGUGUGAGGAGGGCGAAGUGGAGGAGAGGGAGGAGGAGGUGGACAGGCUGGAACUCCGGGCCUGGGACUUUGGGGCAGAAAACGUGUCAAAAACUGUCCCGCUGCACUUCAGUGGGAGGUGA